ACCCUAAUGCACCCCGAACGGUUCCUGUUGGCAAUGGCAAGAAACCCCAAAAUGCUGGGCCCCAAACAUCAGGGAACGGCAAGCGACCAGAAGGAGCUGGCCCAGUUGGAGGAAACGGAGGCAAGCAACCGGAGGAUGCCAGCCCAGUGCAGGGAAACAGUGGCAGGCGACCGGUAGGAACUGCUCCGGUAGGAGGGAAUGGUGGAAAUCUACCUCCCCGAAACCCACCAAGAGGAAACUUUGGGGGAGAUCCAGAACCUUCCGACGACGAUGACGACGAUAACAGUGAAUGGUCGCACGGUCGGAAGAAUUGGAGAAUGAACCGAGGCGGAAACCGGAAUUCGGCGCCGCCCGAAGACGACGAUAUGGCAGAUUCGCUCGCCAAAAUACCCUUUGAAUUCGAUAAUGCCAGGAAGCAUAACCUGCGGCAUUGGCUCAUGGAAUGCGAGAUCUACUUUGAGCAGAAGCCCAAGAAGUUCCGAACGGACAGGAACAAGGUACUGUUCGCUGGAACGUACACGUGUGGGUUGGCAAAGGAAUGGUUUAUGGAAUAUAUCGAGACCAAGAUGCUAGGCCCGGCAGCCGCGGACUACGCCACUUGGACUCGGUUCCGUCAGGAGAUCAGAAAACGGUUCCUAAGCACUCAGGAAGCUAUGGAGAAUGCAAUGAAGAUGCAGCAGUUUAAGUACUCUGCUAACAUUGGGGACUACUUGACGAGAAUGGAGAUCAUGAACCAGCAUGCUCAGAUGAAAGGGGCAUCCUAUCGCGCCGCCUUGCUCCAAGGGCUACCAAAUGAAAUUCGGGAGCGCCACUCACGCUUCGAUCCAACCGAUGACGACUCCGAGUACAUCCAACAGUUGGAACGAGCCGGCAAGGCUCAUGAAGCUUAUCAGGAGCAGAUGAAGAUGUUGGGGAAAGCAGAGUCAAGAGGGAAGGAGUCGAACCAUGGUGGGAACUCGCGGCAGAAGGAGAAAGGGUUUAAGAUCAAGGGCAGGGCUCAGACUGAGGAGAAGGAAAAAGGACAAGAUAAGAAGAGCACUAACAAGAACAAGUCGGGGAAUAAGCCAAUAUACCACGACUACGACGAAGCCACCAAAGGAGUUCCACAGCCGGUCCGAGAACAGCGAAAGACCGAUGGCGUCUGUGUACGAUGUGGCCGAAAGGGUCAUCUUUGGAAAUGGUGUCGUUCAGAUGUUAAUAGUAGUGCAUCUAUCUCCUCCUUCUCCCGAAAGCGUACCCGCGAUGACGAUGGCGACCACGAUAUGGAACCACCGGAACCCCAACCUCAGAGAAAGCGAAUGAGUGUAACGGGGGUCCUUUUUAAGAGAAAUAGAUUUGUAUAG
Messenger RNA from Morchella sextelata, 1343 nucleotides. RefSeq lists its product as uncharacterized. The transcript has a single exon. Lineage: Eukaryota; Fungi; Ascomycota; Pezizomycetes; Pezizales; Morchellaceae. The record is from RefSeq and is a predicted model, not a curated record. Gene Ontology annotation, molecular function: nucleic acid binding; zinc ion binding. The annotation marks the transcript as partial.